AUGCUGAUGCAGCUCUGUAGUAUCAAGAAUUUGUACCAGAAUCGGUUCCUGGGUCUGGCGGCCAUGGCCUCCCCGACCCGAAGCAGCCAGACCCGCCAGCGCUGUAAGGAUCGUCACAGCUACGGUCCGGACACCUACGCUGUCAACGGUCUGAACCAGGAGGCCUUCAUGCUGGGACUGUCACGGUCCACCAGUGACACCGAUCUGGUUUCCCCGGACGCUCGCUCCACCCUCACCAUCAGCUCCUCUCACUACACCAUAGGCCAGUCUGAAGACCUGGUGAUCACAUGGGACAUCAAGGAGGAGGUAGAUGCUGGGGACUGGAUUGGAAUGUAUCUUGUAGAUGAGGCUUUGUCUGAGAACUUUCUGGACUAUAAGAACCGAGGAAUCAACGGAUCUCACAAGGGACAGAUAGUUUGGAAAAUCGACUGCAGCUCCCACCUCACCGACUCUGAGACCCAGGUCUGCUUCAGGUACUACCACGGUGUCACCGGAGCACUGAGGGCAACUACACCCAGCGUAACCAUCAAGAAGGGUGCUGCACCUGUAUUAAAGCCAGUGGUUAGUCCAGAAGUCAACCAUGGACUGGGAAACAGGAGGCUUAUUAACUUUUCCUUGUCAGACCUCCAGGCAGUUGGUUUGAAGAAGGGGAUGUUCUUCAAUCCAGACCCGUAUCUGAAGCUCUCCAUUCAGCCUGGAAAACACAGCAUCUUCCCCUCGCUGCAGCACCACGGCCAGGAGAAACGCUCCAGCGUGGUCUGCAACACAGUCAACCCACAAUGGAACAUGGAGAGGUUUAACUUUGUGUCUCUGCCCACUGAUGUGCUGGAGAUCGAGGUGAAGGAUAAGUUUGCCAAGAGCCGGCCGAUCAUCAAGCGCUUCUUGGGGAAGCUCUCGGUCCCCGUCCAGAGGCUGCUAGAAAAACACGCCAUUGGGGAUCGGGUAGUGAGUUACACUCUGGGUCGUAGGUUGCCUACAGAUCACGUCUGUGGGCAGCUGCAGUUCCGCUUUGAGCUGGCCUCCUCUAUUCACCCAGAUGAUGAGGAGGUGUCACUGGUCAUAGAAGCAGCCUGUCCUGAAGCAGAGAACGCAGCAGAUGUGAACCAUGCUGCUGAUGAUGACACUGUGAGUGUUGGACCUGACAUGCCUGAUCUCCCUCUGGAUGCUCCAGACGCUCCUCCCGACCCUGAAACGUCCGCGCUGCCGGCUCCCAUGGCCGAAACCUCAGCCCGCGACGAGGAGGAGAUCCAACCCGUUGUGGAGGAGGAGGCUGAGGCGGCGACGGAGGUGGAGCAAGCUACCCUGGAGGAGGAGAGCACAGUGAGGGAGGAGCCACAGUCUGCUGAGCCCCAGGUGGAGCAGCAGCAGCAGGAGGAAGAGGAGGAGGAGGAGGAUGAGGGUGCAGCUGAACAGCAGGAGGAGAGCGCUGGAGUGGAGGAAGAGCAGGUGGAGCAGAGAGAAGAGGGUGUAGAGGAGGAGGAAGGAGGAGAAGAAAAGGAGGAUGGGGAGGAAAGUGAGCCAAAGCCAGACUCAGCAGCAGAGGCUACAAACGAUGAGGCUCCUGCUGCUGAGGCUCCAGCAGAGGGAGGCACCACCUCCCAAGAGGCCCCUAUAGAACCAGCAGGAGGGGCCCCGCAGGAAGUGACAGACGGAGGAGAGGAAAGAAACUCCGGCCCAUGCGCUUGCCAAUCCCUGUUCACAAACUACAACUCCCACGGGCCCUCGCGGCGUAAGAACCGCCCCUGCUCCCUGCCCGUGUCAGAGCUGGAAACGGUGAUCGCAUCGGCCUGCGGAGAGCCGGAAACGCCGAGAUCCCAUUACAUCCGGAUUCACCACCUCCUCCACAGCCUCCCCUCGGCCCAGCAGAGAGCUCCCAGCCAGGAGGAGGAGCCUGGGGAGGGAGAGAAUACGAGCACUACUCAAGACAACACCUCCACGUCACCAACGCUUAAAAUCUCCAAGGAUGGAGAGGAAGAAGGGCAAGAGGAGGAGGAUGAGGAGGAUACAACCCAGUCUCCCUCUCAGGUCCCAGAGUGUCCGGGUCCUUGCUGUCGUCGCUCUCUUCCUCGCAGCCUCUCCAUCGAACGCCUCUCUGAGCUGAACCAGCUCCUGGAAGGUGAGGGAGGAGGAGGAGGAGGUGGAGGACAUCCAGCAGUCAGGAGGUUCUCCCCCUCCUGCCUGGAGGGCGAGGAAGGGGAUUCCAGUAACGGAGGAGGAGGAGGAGGAACUAGAGUCGGACGGAGCAGCCACAGACCGCACGGCGAAAAUGAGUGUGAGUUCUGCGACACUUCCUGCUACAGCACCUCCUGCUACAGCACUUCCUGUUACAGCACCUCCUGCUACAGCAACUCAGGCUACGAGGGGAGGGGUCGCUUCUGCAGCCACACCCGCCUCUCAUCCGUGGACAGCAACCGGCUCUCUGGCAGCACCGUGUUCUCCUCGCAGGACGAAGACGAAGACGAGGAGAGCGCCUUCGAGUCCAUGCCUGACCCAGGCCAGAGCCCCGAAGGCCAGGAGGGGGGCGGGUCAGGAGGAGAGAGGAGAGCGGGGAGGUGGAAGGAGGCCAGGAGAGGAGAGCAGGGGGAACCAGCUGUGGCAGGGCCCAGUGACAGGAACAGCACUGGCUCCUCCCCUCCUGUUGGCCAUCUUCCAGUCCUUCGACCCAGCCAUGACCUAAACCAUUUUCCUGCAGCCACUGACCAAGCCUUACCUCCAAACUGGGAAGCACGCAUCGACAGCCAUGGGAGAGUUUUCUACGUGGACCAUGUUAACCGGACCACGACCUGGCAGAGGCCGAGCAACGGCAGCAAGUGUAACCAUGGCAUCCCUCGAUCGGGAUCCACCCAACAGAUGGAGCAGCUCAACAGGAGGUACCAGAGCAUCCAGAGGACCAUGGCCACAGAGGAGGAGGGUGGCAGUCAGAGGUUAGAGAGGAGCAACAGUACAGAGACAGAGACUGAUUCUGCUCCACCAACAGGCCCCUCCUCACCUGUCAAUCACCAGAAGAUCAGCCAUCUCCUCCAAUCACCUGCUGUCAAGUUCAUCACACACCCAGAAUUCUUCACCGUGUUGCACAGUAACUAUGCAGCGUACCGGAUGUUCACCAGCAGCAGCUGUGUGAAACACAUGAUCCUGAAGGUGCGUCGUGAUGCCAGGAACUUUGAGCGCUACCAACAUAACCGGGACCUGGUGGUCUUCCUCAACAAGUUCGCAGACACUCAGCUGGAGCUGCCUCGGGGCUGGGAGAUCAAGACUGACCCCCAGGGCAAGUCUUUCUUUGUGGACCACAACAGUCGAGCCACCACCUUCAUCGACCCUCGCAUCCCUCUGCAGAACGGUCGUCUGCCUGGACACCUCGCCCACAGACAACACCUGCAGAGACUGCGCAGUUACAGCGCUGGAGAGGCCUCUGAUGUGUCUCGGAGUCGCGGGGCUUCUCUGAUGGCCAGACCUGGAAACAGCCUGGUCGCUGCCAUACGAAGCCAGCAUCACGCUCCAUGUAGGAACUCUUACAAUGAUAAGAUUGUGGCGUUCCUUCGACAGCCAAACAUAUUUGACAUGUUGCAGGAGCGACAGCCCAGCCUGAGCAGAAACCAUGCACUCAGGGAGAAGAUCCACUACAUCCGAACAGAAGGUACUCAGGGUGUGGAGAAGCUGUCAUGUGAUGCAGACCUGGUCAUCCUGUUGAGUUUAUUUGAAGAGGAAAUCAUGUCUUACGUUCCGCCUCACCCCAUCCACCCCGGCUUCAGCUUCUCUCCUCGCUGCUCUCCCGCCUCCUCACCUCAGAACUCUCCUGGCCUGCAGAGAGCCAGGGCUCCAGCUCCUUACCGCAGAGACUUUGAAGCCAAGCUAAGAAACUUCUACAGGAAAUUAGAGGCGAAGGGUUACGGCCAGGGACCAGGCAAGAUCAAGUUGCUGAUCAGGAGAGAACACCUGCUGGAAGGAACCUUUAACCAGGUGAUGGCGUACUCCCGCAAAGAGCUGCAGAGGAACAAACUCUACGUCACCUUCCUGGGAGAGGAGGGAUUAGAUUACAGCGGCCCGUCCAGAGAGUUUUUCUUCCUCUUGUCUCAGGAGUUGUUUAAUCCUUACUACGGCCUGUUUGAAUACUCGGCCAACGACACUUACACCGUUCAAAUCAGCCCCAUGUCAGCGUUUGUGGAGAACCAUCUGGAAUGGUUCCGUUUCAGCGGUCGUAUCCUGGGUCUGGCUUUGAUUCAUCAGUACCUGCUGGAUGCUUUCUUCACCAGACCUUUCUACAAGGCCCUGCUCAGACUGCCCACAGACCUGUCUGAUCUGGAGUAUCUAGAUGAAGAGUUCCACCAGUCUCUUCAGUGGAUGAAAGAUAACGACAUCACAGACAUCCUGGACCUCACCUUCACCGUUAAUGAGGAGGUCUUUGGCCAGGUGACAGAGCGGGAGCUGAAGUCAGGUGGCUCCAACCUUCAGGUGACUGAGAAGAACAAGAAAGAUUAUAUAGAGCGGAUGGCCAAGUGGAGGGUGGAGAGAGGAGUGGUGCAGCAGACGGAGGCGCUGGUCAGAGGCUUCUAUGAGGUGGUUGACUCCAGGCUGGUGUCAGUAUUUGACGCCCGGGAGCUGGAGCUAGUCAUCGCUGGUACAGUAGAGAUAGACCUUGUUGACUGGAGGAGCAACACAGAGUACAGAGGAGGUUACCAUGACGGCCACAUAGUGAUGAGGUGGUUCUGGGCGGCCGUGGAACGUUUCAACAACGAGCAGCGUCUGCGCCUCCUGCAGUUUGUCACAGGAACGUCCAGCGUGCCGUACGAAGGCUUCGCAGCCCUGAGGGGAUCCAACGGCCUGAGACGCUUCUGCAUCGAGAAGUGGGGCAAAGUUACCUCACUCCCCAGGGCUCAUACCUGUUUUAAUCGUCUGGACCUGCCGCCAUACCCUUCAUACACCAUGCUGUAUGAGAAACUGCUGACGGCCGUGGAAGAAACCAGCACAUUCGGCCUGGAGUGA
Messenger RNA from Scomber japonicus (chub mackerel), 4980 nucleotides. RefSeq names its product E3 ubiquitin-protein ligase HECW1. Gene Ontology annotation, molecular function: ubiquitin-protein transferase activity; protein binding. The record is from RefSeq and is a predicted model, not a curated record. The transcript is spliced from 30 exons. NCBI's taxonomy places the organism in Eukaryota, Metazoa, Chordata, Actinopteri, Scombriformes, Scombridae. The coding region runs from base 1 to 4980 and encodes 1659 amino acids. Gene Ontology annotation, biological process: regulation of dendrite morphogenesis.